Pieris macdunnoughi is the source of this 999-nucleotide messenger RNA. Lineage: Eukaryota; Metazoa; Arthropoda; Insecta; Lepidoptera; Pieridae. The record is from the annotation of a GenBank genome assembly.
AUGUAUGAAGAUGAUAAUAUAACUUCUACUCCUAAACGUUGCGCGUUGAGUGAAGUCACUAAUUCUUCGAAUUAUGUUUCUCCAACGGCUAACUUAAAACUUCUAACUAAUGUGGCUUUACAAUAUCCCACGCCGCCACCAAGUACAGUUCACCGGAAGGAAAAGUCCCUGCAGAUAUUAUGUGACAAAUUUUUAGAUCUUUUUCCACUUUAUGGAAAUGGUCCUGUAGAACUGCAACUAGAUGGCACUGCCGCUCGUUUAGGUGUAGAAAAACGGCGUAUGUAUGACAUUAUUAAUAUAUUGGAAGCUAUGCAAUGUGCAAUACACAAAAGAAAGAAUACUUAUCUUUGGCAUGGAGCGUCAAGACUACAUUCUUUUUUAAAGAUGUUAAAAAAGCAAGGAGAAAAUUUAAGACUGUCUGAAGUGCUUCGAGGAAAGGCUCCCAAGCCACCGGCCCCAAAACAUAAGACUCUAGGUGUCUUAGCUCAAAGAUUUCUCAUGCUCUUCUUGGUAGAGCCACCUAAUAGACUGAUUAAUUUAGAAAUGGCUGUAAGUGUUCUCAUAGACACAAAUUCAAAAAAUAAGUCUAUUGUAUCACCUGAACAAAUGGAUCGUCAACAUAAGUCCAAAGUGAGGAGACUCUAUGAUAUUGCUAAUGUUCUUAUUUCAAUUGGUCUCAUAGAAAAAGUUAAUGGUAAUUCAAUAUUGAAAAAGCCUGUCUUCAGAUAUGUAGGGGUUAAAAUGAAAAAACUUGAGAAGAACUUACUUACCCCAUCUCCAAUUACACCCAUCACUACCUUGCAUGGUUCUCAGCAGCUUGCUCCAUGUCAUGUGUUUGCUGGUAAGUCCAAAAGAAAGUUGGAAUUCACUACACCAACAACUAGUAUUGAAAAGCUUGGUAUAACAACACCUCCACACACCCCUUCCCAUAAAUGGGAUGAAAUUCUACUUGUUGCUGAUAUGGAAUUAAGUAGAAUCAAUAACUCAGUAACUCUGUGA